AUGAGAAGAUUCUCAGAAGCGGAUCGGUGUGAGAGCCGCCUUACUGUCUGUAUUUUCUGCAUUGUGUUGUGCAGAGACUUGCUGAGUUUGGAAGGGAAGGUCUCCAUCCCGGAUGUGGUCGUGAUUGAAGACAGCGACGUGGAGAAGGACAGCGAUGAGGAAUGGGAGGAUGUGGAAGAGCUGAAUGAGCCGACUCUGGAGUCACUGCAGGCCUCGACGUCCGCAGGCCCGGAGCCUUCCGCUAAGCCGGUAGAGAUCGAGAUUGAAACCGCAGAGGCAGCAAAGAAAAGACUGAUGAGAGAGAAGAGGAAGGCGGAAUUUGCUGCUUAUCUGCGCAGAUUGAUGAACCGCUGCAGCAAGGAGCUUCGCGAAGACACACACAAGGUCCACCUUCUCUGCCUCUUGGCCAAUGGCGUUUAUCGCAGCAACACCUGCAACUCGCCUGAUCUCCAGGCUGUGGCGCUGUCUGUCGUUCCUGUUAAGUUUGCCAACAUUCCAGUUGCAAGAGUAGACAUAGUGUACCUGACCAACCUGGUGAAGUGGUUCACAUCGACCUUCACCCUGAAUCCUGAAAUGUCAUUGGAUGAGCAAGAACCUCUGUCUGGGACCUUGGAGAGGAGAUUUGGGGUGUACGGAGUGAGAGAUGCAGAGGAAAUGGUUCAUCUCUUCUUGAUCCUCCUGCGAGCUCUGCAGCUUAUGAGCCGGUUGGUGUUGUCACUGCAGCCCAUCCCUCUGAAGGAGCCACCUGCCAAGGCGAAACGUCUUCCUACAGAGAAGUCGGCCUCUAAAACAAGAAAGAAAUCUUCCAAAUCCCGAAGGCCUUCUAAAGUUAAAUCACAAGCAGAGCCAAAGAAAAAGAAGCUGAAACGAGAGGAGACGGUUUUUUCGGGGGAGACGAGGAUGACGGGACUCCAGUGGCAGCAGAAAAAUCGAAGAAGGAAGCCAACAAAUCAAAGAAAAAAAGCCAAGAGGGCUAAAGCCGAGAGUGAUGAGGAAGCCAAGCCAAGAACUGGCCCCAAAAACAAGCUUCGGAGAAAAGCGGCCUCUAAAAUUUCAUACAAGGAAGAAAGUGAAAGCGGGUCGGGUAGCAGCGGUUCUGAAUACGCCUGCAGUGACAACGAGGACACGGAUUCCUCUGACUCACACGAGUCUAUCGUGUGGAAAGUUAUAAGUCCCUUAAAUCAGAACAAGGGGAACUCUGGAACAGUACCAUCAAAGAGUCCGGGACAGCCCAAAGCAAAAAGUUCCCCCAAAAAAGGACAAUGCCCAGCCGAUGAAAAGAGGCAAGGUCAUCUCAUCAGAUGAUGAAGAAGAAGAAGAGAUCCCACCACCAUCCUCCAGAGGCAUCGAUCAGUGGUUGGAAGUCUACCUGAGGAAGGAGGAGAAAUGGGUCUGUGUGGACCUCGUCCAUGGGACGAUCAACAAGCCAUCCACCUGCUUCAAGGCUGCCUCCAAGCCUGUCACCUACGUGGUGGGGAUCGAUAACUCAGGCCACAUUAAUGACGUAACGCGUAGAUACGAUCCAGAUUGGAUGACCAGUACCCGCAAACGCCGUGUUGAUCUGGAGUGGUGGGAGGAGACGCUGAGACCUUUUAGAAACCCUGACAUGAAACGCGAGGAUCGAGAAGAAGCAGAGUUUGAAGCUAAAUUACUGGAUCAACCACUGCCAACCUCAAUCACAGAAUAUAAGAAUCAUCCUCUGUAUGCUUUGAAGAGACAUCUACUGAAAUACGAGGCGAUCUACCCAGAAUCUGCCGCCAUCUUGGGCUACUGCAGAGGGGAAGCCGUCUAUUCCAGGUCGUGUGUUCAGACGCUGCACUCCAGAGACACUUGGCUGAAGGACGCCCGGGUGGUGCGGCUGGGAGAGGUGCCUUACAAGAUGGUGAAAGGACACUCCAACCGAGCGAGGAAAGCCCGUAUGGCAGAUCCAGAGAAGAGGGACAGCAAUGACCUUGCCCUGUUUGGCCCCUGGCAGACGGAGGAGUAUCAGCCACCUGUCGCUGUGGACGGGAAGGUUCCCCGCAACGAGUUUGGAAACGUUUACCUGUUCAAGCCGUGCAUGUUGCCGAUCGGCUGCGUCCAGCUGCAAGUGCCUAACCUGCACCGCGUGGCCAGGAAGCUGGACAUCGACUGCGUCCAGGCCAUCACCGGAUUCGACUUCCACGGUGGCUACUCGCACCCUGUGACGGACGGUUACAUAGCGUGCGAGGAGCACAAGGACAUCCUGCUGGUCGCCUGGGAGAACGAACAAGUUGAGAUCGAGCGCAAGCAGAAGGAGAAGCGGGAAAAGCGAGCUUUUGGGAACUGGAAGCUGCUGAUCAAAAAGGGACUUCUGAUCCGGGAGAGAUUAAAAGCACGCUAUGGCAAGAAGGAUGCAGAUCAUCCACACGCAGCAUCUGGGGAAGGAUUCUCAUCUGACGAGGAGGAAGAACCAGCAUCCGAGACCCCAGCUCAGGACACCGCCAUCUCUUGGCCUCAAAAACCGCCAGGCCGAGGAACUGCGGGAAGGGAAAGCGAAGAGGAAGACCAAGAGGGAGAAGAAGGGGGAGGAGAAGCAUUUGUUUCCAUUUGAGAAACUCUGA
Molecule: messenger RNA, 2582 nt
Organism: Staurois parvus
Lineage: Eukaryota; Metazoa; Chordata; Amphibia; Anura; Ranidae
Source: the annotation of a GenBank genome assembly